This is a messenger RNA of Phaeodactylum tricornutum CCAP 1055/1, 1762 nucleotides long. RefSeq lists its product with no specific name. Bases 311 to 1762 code for a protein of 483 amino acids. Gene Ontology annotation, molecular function: glycosyltransferase activity. NCBI's taxonomy places the organism in Eukaryota, Bacillariophyta, Bacillariophyceae, Surirellales, Neidiaceae. The transcript is spliced from 3 exons. The record is from RefSeq and is a predicted model, not a curated record. Gene Ontology annotation, cellular component: Golgi apparatus.
CAAUUUACAGUUAUUGCGUUUCUUACAGUUAAGACCCCUAUUGCUGAUGCUUUCGUUGCGUACACUCUCGGUGUAUUCCUUCCCUGCACUGUCACCGACGAGCUUGCCAUCCAAAACACUCGUGUUGCCUCGUAACAACCACGCGAAACGGUGGCUCGUGUUGCUCGGGAGGAGAGCCAAAGCAUUAUUGGUAGUGGUGUGUCGGGGAGUGCUUGACCUGGGAGUCUUCGAUCGCCUCCGUACUCCUCCUCGCACGCACACCUCUUUGGGAGCGACUCUCUCUCUCUCUCUGUGAAGCUGUAGUGGAGAAAUGCUACCGUCCAAUCACAAUCACACGGGGGUACCGGUGGUAGGGACCGGACCCCCACGGAGGUCAUCGUCGGCCAAGCACAACCUACACGGCAACGCCAGUCACCAUCGCAACGGAUCGUCUCUGCUUUCCUCAUCCACCAUCCUCCUCGUAUUGGCGACGGCUAUUCCUAGUUUCUUUCUAGGCACACUUACUUGCUUAUUCGCCGGUAUUGAUUGUCAACAUCAGUCGUCGGCGACUGUGAACCUCCUGGAAGCCUGGCGCAGUGCCGAUCGCGAAUCCACAAGCUGCACUGCCAGCAGUAUCGAGCAUCAGCUACAGGCACGGAUACAGACACUACAAGCUCAGUGGGAGGCCGAUCUAGAGACCAAAAUACAACAACGCACUCGGCAAAUGGUCAAACCAGACGGCAGCGAUACGUCCACGUCGGGGUACCAUCGCGAUUGGCUCUUUCCCUCGGACCGGACCGGCCGCUUCGUCACCGCCUUGGUGCGGACGCCCAAACUCGGCUUGGUCGAUAACCUCGAUCUCGGAGUGCCUGUGGACCCACCCGGCAAGGGCUACGAAGAUGUCCUGCUACUCUACAGUCGCGAGUCCACCUUGCCACAGCCCGUCCGGGACGAUCCCACCCUGACCUUUAUGGCCAACACCACCGCCGCACUCGAGCACUGCGAUUUCGUCAACGUCGUACUUACGGAACACAGCGCCGGUCGGAAACAGUGUAUCGCCGUCGUGCCGCAGUACGAAUCCUACCACUUGCAAAAAUGGAUGCGGGCCCAUCCGCAAUCGGGAAAAUUGGACACUGCCGUCCCGCUGAGACUCGUCAGUCGCGGACACGCUGAUAACGGCAGACAAAACUUUAUACCACCGGCGCUCGAUGACGCCCGACAGGCCUGGGAAGUGCUGAAACAGUAUCUGGAUAGUGUCGAUGCGGUCUUGGAGGAACUGAAACCGCUACUGGAAAAUAUUGCGAUUGAGAACACCGUUAUCGUCAUGGUGGUGAACUUUGGUCAAACCGAGUUACUCAUGAACUUUGUAUGCGCCGCCAAAUCCCGAUCAUUGGAUUUGUCCAACGUCAUUGUCUUUACUACCGAUCAAGAGUCGACCGAUCUGGCCACGUCUUUGGGACUGACCGCUUACUAUGACCAACGGAACUUUGGAGAAAUUCCCUCCGAAGCCGCCCGGCGGUACGGUGACCGCCGCUUCACCGCCAUGAUGAUGGCUAAAGUCAUCUGCGUCCAGCUCGUCUCCAUGCUCGGUUACGACUUGCUCUUCCAAGACGUCGACAUUGUUUGGUUUUCCAACCCUCUCGAAUACUUUGCCCACGCCGACCCUGGCAUGGAUAUGUUUUUUCAAGACGACGGCGCCCAUUCUACUCGCUACGCUCCGUAUUCCGCCAAUUCUGGACUGUACUUUGUCCGCCACAACCCCUACUCAUGGUGGGCGACCUGA